Messenger RNA from Uranotaenia lowii, 3978 nucleotides. RefSeq names its product dnaJ homolog subfamily C member 16 (gene l(3)80Fg). NCBI's taxonomy places the organism in Eukaryota, Metazoa, Arthropoda, Insecta, Diptera, Culicidae. The record is from RefSeq and is a predicted model, not a curated record. The coding region runs from base 247 to 2700 and encodes 817 amino acids. The transcript is spliced from 6 exons.
GGAGCUUGGAAAAAAGCUGUCAUUCGUGUUCUGAAAGAAAAUUUCUGCCAAUCAAGGCACGAAAAUUUAUCGAAAAACGUAAAAUUUUCAUUGAUUUUGGUAGUUUUAAGUCUCAAAAAUAGUUAAUUACGGUAGCAGUUUAACAAUGGCGUGGUAAAAUACAGUUUUCAUUUGCGGUUUCGGUACGGUUUAGCUUAUUUUCUCGAGUGCAAAAACGAAUGAAAUAGAAGAAAAAACGGAGGGAUCAUGAAAAUUCCAUCAUCGUCCUCGAAGAACGGACCAGCAGCAGCGAUAAUGGGAGGGACGAAUUUGCGCAACCUGAUCGGAUUGACGUUGCUGGGGCUGGUUCUGGUUUCAGCGGUUGCGGCAGCAGCCACCGCGAAUACCGAUCCGUAUAAAAUUCUAGGGAUCCAGAAACAGGCAACGCUGCAGGAAAUCCGAAGGGCCUACAAACAGCUGGCCAAGGAAUGGCAUCCCGACAAAUCGGAUCAUCCGGAUGCGGAGACUAAGUUUGUGGAAAUCAAGAAGGCGUACGAACUGCUGGCAGAUUCGGACCGUCGGAAGGCCUACGAUUUGUACGGGAUAACGAAUGAGGAUGCUCAUCUGUAUAAAGAGCGUCCGGAUUACAGUAACUAUGGGCGGUUUCCGGAUCCGUUUGAGCAGUUUUUCGGGCACAACUUUAAUUUUCACGAUCAGGACAUAAGUCUGUUCCAUCGGUUGUCGAUAACGUCCAAGUACUAUGAAACGAAUAUCGUACCUAAGAGCCACCACACGCCCCAGAUUCUGAUGUUCUAUUCGGACUGGUGCUUCUCGUGUAUGAAGGCAGCGAAUUCGUUCAAGAAGAUGAUCGAUACUCUGGAACCGUUCGGGGUGACAUUUGCCACUAUUAAUGCGGGUCAUGAGAAUCAACUGGUGCGGAAGGUGGGUGUCCAUUCGCUACCAUGCGUGAUACUGGUUCUGGGAGGUCAUAAUUACGUGUACAAAGACAGUGUUUACAACACACAGAGGGUGGUGGAAUUCAUCCGGCAAAAAUUGCCCUACAAGCUGCUUCCAACUAUCGAUGAUUCCACCGUGGAUGGAUUCCUCGAGGGCUGGAUCGAUAACCGGGUACGAGCUCUAGUCAUGGAACCACGUGCUCAACCACGCCUCAGGUAUCUUAUCACAGCCUAUCACUUCCGCGAAAGGGUUGCAUUCGGAUUUGUCCAACUGAACUCACAGAAAUCGCAGCACAUUCAAGAACGCUACAAACUGCACCCUUCACUGGACACGCUGCUGAUUUUCAACGAAGACUCCAACCGGCCAGUGGCUUCAAUUUCUAUGUCGGACAUUCCAACGUCAACUUUAAAUAACGUUAUAGCCGUCAACAAGUAUUUAGCCUUGCCGCGACUUUCUUCCCAAGCAAUGCUGGAAGGAGUUUGUCCGGCCGAGUGGAAUCGUCCUCGGAAGCGACUUUGCGUGGUUCUUAUUACCGAAAACACCCCGAACCAUGACCACGCUCGUCAAGCCAUGCGCCGGAUAGCUUUAGAGUCCAACUACAGCCCCGAGAAAGUUCGUUUCGCCUACAUCUACCAGGAGAAACAGACCGAGUUCAUCUCAGCCCUAGCCGAGCACAGCAAGCUGGAGGAAACCAUCCUAAAAGUGGUCAUUAUCUGGCGCCGGGACACAAACCACAUCAAAUACGAAUGGGUUCACGAGGCGACCCUACCGGUCCCGGAGAAGGGCGCCGUCGAAAAUGAAACCCACGAUGGCAGCUACAACAACACCAAACAAAAGCUGGACUCGGUCAUCCAGCGGCUGCUGCGACCUUCGGAGGUGCUGAGCUACGAGGCGGAAGUCAAGGAUCUGCUGGACGAACACGCCCAAGGUCUGGUUAUUCGAAUUUUGAACAAGGUGUUGAUGGCGUUCGAGUACAUGACUGAAAACCUGGGACAGGAGCACAUCCUUCCGGCCCUCUCGGUGGUCGGCACCAUAGCCUUCAUCCUGGCGAUCGGCUAUCUGAUGGCCUAUCUGGUACGGGUCGAGGAGGAAAACAUCCAAAAGUCCCAGAACAAAUCGGCGGACGGCAAAAAUGGUAAGCCGGCCAACUACGUUCCGGAACUGCGGCUCCACGAGCUGCGAGCGGAAAAGUACAACGGACUAGUCCGGCUGCUGAAACCCGGCUGCAGAACGAUUGUCCUGCUGACCGAUAUGCAAUCGAGGAACAAGCUGAUUCCGGCCUUCCAUCGGGCCGUUUGGCCGUAUCGAAAUUUGAAUUCUUGCAGGAACAAAACGCUGAUGUUUGCGCACAUGCUCAUCGAGAAGGGUAUCGGGUGGUACGCGGAGCUGCUUCGGCUGUCGCUGUCCGAAUCGCGGGAGAUGAAAAUCAACCCCCGCAACUGUAUUGGGACGGUGAUCGCCCUGAAUGGGCACCGCAAGUACUUCUGCAUGUACCACGCCAAACACCCGGAAUCGAACCGGGGUGCGAAGCGCAUGAUGAAAAUGACCCGGCAGCUGAGCACCAUGCCCUCGGAUCCGGAGGCCGGCGCCUUCCUCGGUAUGGACAGCUCCGAUUCCGAAACCAGCACCUCGGACAUCUCGGAGCCGAAGAUUCUGCUGGAAGAGAACCUGCUGGACGGGCUGCCGAACUGGCUGGAUCGGUUGUUCGAGGGAACGACCCAUCGCUACUACAUCAACUACUGGCCCGAUUUCACCUCCAAAUAAUAAGGACACCCACUCAAACCCAGUCACUCACAGGUAGGUUUUUCAGUUACUAUUUAAAUAGCUGCCCCAAUUUAAAGCCAAAGACGAGGUCAUCUUUCGCAAGGGCUCGGGUCAAUAUCGCUUGACCCCGGCAACCGUUGAAGCUAAGAGCUGAGAUUCCUCGAAAGACAUACACCACAAGUGAACUAAACUGAUUAUUUCCCAGUUUAUUCUCUACAUGAUUUGUUGAAGUAUGUUGAUGUUUUUGUCUUUUUGUCUAACGCAAUCAAGCUUAGUUUAAUAAGUUAUUCUAAUCUUAUUUAUUUGAAAGAUGUUUAAAUAAAAACAAUCAACGCUGGUUGAUUUGAAGCGUUGGGAAAUCUAGUCGAUAGAAAUAACUUAUAGGUUAUUCUUUCAUCAAUGAAAGUUAAAAUACAUAGUGUUAAAUCAAACUAGUAAUAAUUCUGUGUGAAGGAAGGGUGGAGAAACAAAAUGAACCAAUAUAAACGAUAGAAUUGCUAUUUUAAACUAAAGCAAGCAAGCAACAGUUUCAAACAAUUCAAAAAUAUCGGUAAGAAGUUUUUAUAACUAAAUUUUUUUUCUAACUUUUUCAAGCCUUUUCUUUUUACUAUGAUAGGUGAAGUCGAUAAGGUGGCUCACCAAGUCGAAACUGUUUCACAAAACUUUUCCACGUUUCUCCGAGAAAAAAUCUUAAAACGGGAAAAUUAAACUAAUAAUAAUCCAUUACCGCUUGUUUGAGAUUAAACCAAAAGCAAGAUUUCCAAUGCACUGCGCUAGCACUGACAGACGUUGCAGCAAAAAACAAGCAACGGAAACUAUGAAAAAACACACAUCAGAAACAUUCUCUCUCAACCUUAACUAAUGCCGCCUCGAAAAUAAGUCAAGAAAACCAAAAUCGUGCAAUAGUAUUAUAUAGCAAACAAAAGGUAGUUUAAAAUAUUGCCCCUCCUCUUUCGCGAGCUGCUGAUUACAAUGAAGUCCUCCUCCUAUAAGAAUACGUCACCAAUCCUCAAGGCAUGCCCAUAUGAUAGGUCAGAUCGAAAGAAAAACCGUAAGUGUUGUAGUCGGAAAAAGAAAGCUGUCCGAACUAUCGUUGGGAGGAAAUUAAUAGCUACUACUAUACAGAAAAUACUACAAGCACCCAAGAUUAGGAAAUCUUAUAGAAAAUUUUUCAAAUAACAAACAAACAAAAACCUUAAACCGAUGAUCGGAAACCUUCUGCGUUUGGCGACGUCGGCGAAAUAUCUAGAAAAAUAAUAUGAAACGUUUCAAUUUAAA